AUGUGUGAAGUCAUUUUAGAUAAUGCACAAGAAAGUGCCAAGUAUAUCUUUCCUGCGAUUCAAAAAGAAAUAUUGAAUAUUUUUGCUGUUAAAGUUAGAGAGAAAAUUCGCAAAGAUAUUGGAAAUGUCAAGUUUUGCAUUCUUGUUGAUGAAUCAAAGGAUAAUUCAGGUAUAGAACAAAUGGCAGCUGUCGUGUGGUAUGUUGACAAGGAAGGGAAUGUCAAAGAACGUAUCUUUGAUGUACAACGUGUUGAUAAUGUGUGUUUUCUAACUCUGAAUAAUGGAAUUAUGAAUGUUCUUACUCGCUUCGACCUCCAAGUUCAAAAUUUGCGUGGUCAAGGAUAUGAUGGUGCUAACAACGCGUGGGGUGCAACGAAUGGAUUGCAAGCAUUAUUUCUCAAAGAAUGCCCAUAUGCAUAUUAUGUGCAUUGCUUCGCACAUCGACUCCAAUUGGCUCUAGAAAAAGCAGCUAAAAAUUAUGGUCCUUCACCGCUUCAUCCAGGCGCACAAGUAAUUUUCAAUCCGCCCAAGAGGAAGACACGGCAAAAAAAAAUACUUAAUGGUGAUGUAGAGACGGGCAAAGGAGCUAACCAUGUUGGUACUUUACGAGGAGCUUCGGAUACUCGUUGGAUUUCUGAUUAUAAUUCUGCUUGCACCUUGAUACGUUUGUUUGAUCCUACUUGUCUGCUAAUAAAAAAACUUGGAACUUGUGAAUCUAGUGAUGACUAUUCUGUUGGGGAAGCACAAGAUACUGACGAAAAGAUUAAAUCAUUUAAGUUUAUCUUUGUUCUACUCUUAAUGCAUAAGAUAAUGGGAAUCACCGAUACCCUUUGUCAAGGCCUCCAACUGAAAUCACAAGAUAUCGUAAAUGCUAUUAAUUUGGUUUCAACUACCAAAACACUUCUUCAGAGAUUGAGAGAUGAUGUCUGGAAAAAAAAAUUGGAAUCUAUUGAAUUGUUUUGUGAGAAGCAUUGA
Messenger RNA from Papaver somniferum (opium poppy), 975 nucleotides. RefSeq names its product zinc finger MYM-type protein 1-like. The record is from RefSeq and is a predicted model, not a curated record. The transcript is spliced from 2 exons. The coding region runs from base 1 to 975 and encodes 324 amino acids. Lineage: Eukaryota; Viridiplantae; Streptophyta; Magnoliopsida; Ranunculales; Papaveraceae.